AUGAGCUCCUCCUUCAAUGGAAGCAGCAACAUAGACAACAUUCUACUCCAAAACCUACUUGGACGCCUCCAGAUUCGUCCCCCUAACUCUCCUCUCCUCUCUCAAUCCCUAGACGACCUCUUCUUCAAACCCGACGACAGCAGCGACGAAGAAGCGAGACUCGAGAAGGAGCUGAUACGUAUAAUCGUCUCGGGUCGAAUCGAUUCUCUGAAGGCGAAUUCAGGGCAGGCAGUGACGGUUAACGAGCAUCAGAUAUGCGUUGAGUUUCAUGAGGAUGAGGAGUCGGAAUAUCGUGUGUGGGGAGUGGCGUGGACAUAUCAUGGUUUUUGA
Eruca vesicaria subsp. sativa (arugula) is the source of this 330-nucleotide messenger RNA. The record is from the annotation of a GenBank genome assembly. Lineage: Eukaryota; Viridiplantae; Streptophyta; Magnoliopsida; Brassicales; Brassicaceae.